Molecule: messenger RNA, 1646 nt
Organism: Danio rerio (zebrafish)
Lineage: Eukaryota; Metazoa; Chordata; Actinopteri; Cypriniformes; Danionidae
Source: RefSeq, a predicted model, not a curated record
UUGAUCUAAUUAUGAAAAGCAUCAACACUAAAGAUGGAUAUCCUGCUCGAUACAGACUGCAAAGAAGCACAGACAAUCUAGCCCAGUCUGAACUAUUCAGAAAAGUCACCUUUGGCGAGAGAGACAAAAACAAACCCCAUAAAACUAUUCUGAUAGUUGGAGAAACAGGAACAGGAAAAACAACCCUGAUCAAUGUGAUGGUCAACUACAUGCUGGGUGUAAAGAGAGAAGACAAGGUCUGGUUUGAGAUCACAGAUGAUCAAAGCGAUUGGGAUCAAGCUCACAGUCAGACCUCCAUCAUCACUUUUUAUGGGGUUUAUCUACAGGAGAGUCCAAUGGAUUUAACAAUCAUCGACACACCAGGAUAUGGAGACACUCGUGGAGCUGAGCUUGAUAAACAGAUCGCUGUGAGUUUGCUUAGUCUGAGUAAAUCUGAAGAUGGAAUCCAUGAAAUUAAUGUAGUGUGUCUGGUGAUUAAUGCAACCCAAAGUAGACCUACUGACAGACAAAUGUACAUUCAUGAUGCUGUUCAGUCUUUAUUUGGAAGAGAUAUUGCUGAAAACAUUGUCCUGCUCCUCACACACUCAGAUGGAUUUCCUCCUAGAAAUGCUCUGAUGGCUGUUAAAGAUGCUCAAAUCAAGUGUGCAGUGAAUGAACAGAAGAAGCAGCCUGUGUUUUUCCUAUUUAACAACUGUCAGUCAGAAGCUUAUGAUGAAGAAUAUGAGAAAAUACAGGAAGAAUCAUGGAAUGUCAGUUUCAGAGGGAUGACGGGAUUGUUUGAGUUUCUUAAAACCAUAAGUCCAAAAUCCCUGAAGAUGACUCAAGAUGUUCUACAACAACAGGUGCAGCUAGAAGCAAUAGUCUCCAAUUUAAAGUCACGAGUUAAAGUGAUGGGACUUAAGCAAAGUGAGCUGAAACAAACACAAGAGGCUCUGGAGAAAAUCAAGUGUUAUGUUCAGAGCAGUAAUAACUUUGAGUAUGAAGUUGAAGUGUCCUAUAAAGUAAAGGUUGAUAUUGAUCAAUCUUUAGCUAAAAUGGCCACAUGCUGCACUGUCUGUGAGGAGAACUGUCAUUAUCCUGGGUGCUGGUGGGUCAGUAACCUCUCAUGGUGUAGUGUGAUGAGCAAUAAUCACUGUACAGUGUGCACUAAGAAAUGCCACUACAGCAAACAUGUCAAAGGAGACAAAAUAUAUGUGACAAAGACAAAACUGGAGAAGAGGAAGUAUGAAGAUUUAAUGAAGAAAUAUGAUCAGGAAAUUGGGGGAAUUGUAUCAUUGAUGAAGAAGCUGGAAGAAGAACUGCAAGAAUUAGAUAAAGAGAAAGGAAAGCUUGUGAUGGAGGCUUUUCACUGUGUAGACUCUCUGCAGAUGAUCGCUCUCAACACUGAUCCAGCAUUCAUGCUUCAACAUGUGGAUUUUCUGAUUGAGAAGCUGAAGGAAAUAAAGGAGCAGGAAAAGGUCAAAACACUGGAAGACAUCAAGAAGAGAGCAGGAGAAAGAACACAUGGAGCUCUGAGAUACUUUAGUUUUCGUGUGCCCACAAGCAAAUGGAAUAAUUUUUUAGGAAAAAACUUUUUUUGAAGCACAUUUUGUGAAAAUGGUUUGAAAAUUUACAAAAACUAGACAAUAAACUCCGGGCAAGUUGAC